UGCUACAGGGAAACGAAAGUUGAUAACAUAAGGACUCUGAUUAUAUGUGCUCCCAUGGCAACAUGAUUAGCAGACGAGAGCGUGGACAGCUGUGCUGUGGUGAAAUUCAAAAGUUUAUCUGCGGUGGAAUAAAUUCUUCAUGCAGCAUCUAUGGUCUUCCCUGUUGAACAACCUAAGAUUGUCGACUCAAAAUUGAAGUAGCAUCAGAAUCGAUCGAUCAAUAUGGUCGCUAAUUCUUGAAACCCUCCAAAUACCAUUGGAGAAUAAUGAAGCUAUACUCAUGGGGAGCCAAUUCGCAUGGCCAGCUGGGCCAAAACGUAGUGUCUGAGGCAUGCUGCACACCCACUGAAAUUAGUAUUUCAAACUUGGAUCCCUCUAAUAUCUCAUCUAUUGUUGGCGGGGGUGGUCACACUCUGGUACUUGAUCGAGCUGGAAAAACAUAUUCAUGUGGAUGGAAUAACAAAGGUCAAGUAGGAGUAGCAGAACAUGAGGUGACGACUUUCCGGCCAGUUGAAUCACUUCCAAAUAAAAUAAUCCAAUUAGCUUGUGGCUGGGACUCAAGUCUGGCAGUGGCAGCUGAUGGUUCAUUACUAGUAUGGGGCUCAAAUAGUUACAGUCAACUAGCACUACCUAAACAAAAGUUCAGCUGUUUAAAUUCUCCCAAACAUGUACCGUCUGCAAAAGUCAAACGGGCUUCUCUCGGUCUACGACAUUUGGCUUUAGUUGCGGAAGAUGGCAAAGUUUUUGUUUGUGGGAGUGGAAGUAAAGGCCAACUUGGUCUUGUAGAUUCCAACGGUCAUCCAUUCCCAGAGAUAUGCACAUUGACUGAAGUGUCACAGUUAAGCAACAUUAUAGAUAUUUCAUGUGGUCAGCAUCACUGUAUUGCUUUAUCAGAUGUUGGCAAAAUCUUUGUGUGGGGGGACAACAGAUUUGGACAGUUAGGAUUGGAUUCCACUGUUCAACCAGUGGUCUAUGAGCCUCAAGAACUUUCCCUGUCAGCAUUAACAGGUGUGAAAGGAGAUCCGUCUUCUGUUUAUGCAGGCUGGACGCAUUCAGUACUUCUCACAGACAAAGGGGAAGUGGUAAAUUGGGGGCGAAAUACAUAUGGACAACUAAGCAAUAAUGGAAGGAGGAGAGCCGUAUCCUGGAAUCCAACACUUCUAAGUAUUGAUGAAAGGAUUAAGCAAAUUGCAGUUGGCUCUGAACAUAAUAUUAUACUGACAGAGACGGGCAGUAUUAUGAGUUGGGGAUGGAAUGAACAUGGUAACUGUGGAGUGGGUACACAAGAAAAUGUUCUUGAGCCCACUUUGAUUCAAGCUGGACUGCAAAACAAGGCUAAUCUCAUUGGUACAGGUGCAUGUCACAGUUUUGCUAUUUUAGAUAUAGGCUCUGACACACUAGAAUUGUAAUCAAAUACCUUGGGAAUUGCCUUCUUUUAAAGUUGUUGUUGCUCAAGAAAUGAAAUGAAAUAAAGAGAGAGAUUUACAUUACAA
This is a messenger RNA of Frankliniella occidentalis (western flower thrips), 1493 nucleotides long. RefSeq names its product secretion-regulating guanine nucleotide exchange factor. Lineage: Eukaryota; Metazoa; Arthropoda; Insecta; Thysanoptera; Thripidae. Bases 267 to 1409 code for a protein of 380 amino acids. The transcript is spliced from 6 exons. The record is from RefSeq and is a predicted model, not a curated record.